Lemur catta (Ring-tailed lemur) is the source of this 1271-nucleotide messenger RNA. RefSeq names its product chromosome 1 C21orf62 homolog (gene EPCIP). NCBI's taxonomy places the organism in Eukaryota, Metazoa, Chordata, Mammalia, Primates, Lemuridae. The transcript has 3 exons. The record is from RefSeq and is a predicted model, not a curated record. The coding region runs from base 376 to 1035 and encodes 219 amino acids.
GCCAUGGAAAUGACCAGGCCGCUGGCCCUCUGAAGACGGAAAAGAACAGCAAGUGCAAGACCACGCAUUCCACCCGACUCCACUCGCAGAUUAAACCAGCUGUCAAGCCAGGGUGAAAGAUCAGUGGCCAGGCAGAGGUCUGCCAGCAGAGAGGCAAGGCCUCGCCGUGGAACUCCGAGAUGGCCAUUAUGUCCACCAUGGAAUCUUCCACCAUAUUCCAUUGGCCAGAACUCAGUCACGUGGCACCACUUCACUGCAAGAAGCUUGGAAAUGAAGUCCAAUGGUGUGCCAACGGAGAGAAGAAGACAUGGGUGAGUUCCGGCGAAUUGGCUCAGGGAGGGGAGACACAAACACACCGGCCCCCACUGGGCAAGAAUGGCACCACCUCCCGGGCACUGCCUCCUUCUGCUCUGCGCCCUGGGCACCUUUGCGCUCAACCGCUUCGCGAGAGGCCAGAGGAAUAGCACGCUCAUCUUCACGAGGGAGAACACCAUUCGGAACUGCAGCUGCUCUGCCGACGUCCGGGACUGCGACUACAGUCUGGCCAACCUGAUGUGCAGCUGCAAAACCGUCCUGCCCUUCGCCGUCGAGCAAACCAGCUACAACGGCCAUCUGACCAUCUGGUUCACAGACACGUCUGCGCUGGGCCGCCUGUUGAACUUCACGCUGGUGCAGGACCUGAAGCUUUCCCUGUGCAGCACCAACACUCUCCCCGCCGAAUACCUGGCUAUUUGUGGUCUGAAGAGGCUUCGCAUCAACACGGAGGCCAAGCAUCCCUUCCCGGAGCAGAGCUUACUCGUCCACAGCGGAGCAGACGGUGACUCCAAAGGGAAGCCCAGGUUGUUGCACAAAGGCUGGCAAACAUGUAUGUACAUCUCAUUCUUAGAUACGGCUCUUUUCAACAGGGACUCCUCCUUAAGAUCGUAUAGCAUUGAAAACGUGGCCAGCAUUGCCCACGACUUUCCUGACUUUUCUUACUUUAAAACCUUCCCAAUGCCAAGCAACAAAAGCUAUGUUGUUACAUUUAUUUACUAACGUUGUAACUGUGUCCAGCUCCGAGGAACUUUGACAAACCACUGAUAAUUUGAACAAGGAAUCUGGAAAUAAGGCCACGAGAUAGGUAUCCCUGCACAGCCACACCUUGCUCCCUGGCCCCCAUUCCCAGCAGAGCCACAUGUACAAAUAACCACCUCACCUCUCUCCGCUCUGCUCUGUGCUCAACUGUGUGAACUCUUUUGAAAAAUAAAAUAAAAAGAAACCAAAAAAUCCAA